Penicillium macrosclerotiorum is the source of this 1509-nucleotide messenger RNA. RefSeq names its product bromodomain-containing protein. The record is from RefSeq and is a predicted model, not a curated record. Gene Ontology annotation, biological process: chromatin remodeling. Bases 1 to 1509 code for a protein of 502 amino acids. Gene Ontology annotation, cellular component: RSC-type complex. Gene Ontology annotation, molecular function: protein binding. NCBI's taxonomy places the organism in Eukaryota, Fungi, Ascomycota, Eurotiomycetes, Eurotiales, Aspergillaceae. The transcript is spliced from 4 exons.
AUGACCACAAAGCGGCGAAGCAUGGUCGCUGCUUCGCCAGAGGCGAGGAUGCGCAGCCAGAAGCGCCGGAAAGUGUCUGAUGAUGAUAUCGUGGACCCUGAUGGCUCUAACGCGGUCUCUUCGCCUGCUGGGUCCGAGCUAGGCGAUGAGGCCGAAACGGAUGGAAGCUCAGUAAGCCAGGAUGAGCAAGAGGAGUCUGAGGUCGAUUUCGAGGGCGAUACGCUUCAAACUGCGCAAGACAAGAUCAUGACAGAGCUGGCGCGUUUGAAGGACUCCGAUGGAGAAGAAGUCGCAUACCCAUUCAUUGGAAAGCCCGAUCGCAACCUUUACCGGGACUACUAUGAAAUUAUUCAACAUCCAGUGUCGAUACGGACUAUUCAAAAACAAGUCCGCGGCACUGAUAGCCGGAAAAAACCCUCGAAAACAACCGCCUUCUCCACCUGGGAGUCCUUUGAAGAGGAGGUGAGCUAUCUCUGGCGGAACGCGCGAGAGUAUAAUGAAGACGGGAGUGAUAUCUCUGUUUUAGCUGGCAUGCUAGAGGUAAACCCCCGUUGUGCCUUGUCCGUCCGAACCGGGCUUCUUGCCAUAGUACUCAUACCAGACCAGGAUCACUUCAAGCGGAGAGUGGCGGAGGCGAGAAAGCUUGUUCCCGAUUCCAUUCAGGUAGAUGGUCACCCCGAAAUGCCUCGUAUCAAGUUGAAAAUGGCUGCGAGGGAUGUGGAACCGGGGGUGCAAAGGUUAACACUCAAGAUGGCUGGGCAGACCUCCGAGACACCUAAUAAUGAUGAUCAACCAUCCUCCGGUCUCACCGUCGAUAAUGAAUCCUUGAAACGACAGCAAGAGCUUGUUCGAACUGGAUCAGCAAAUCAGGAGUUGGACUCAUACCGAACCCGGUCUCUUCGAAGGCACGCUCCCAGCCCUCGAUCCAGUGUUACCACCACUCCCUCUACUUUAGAGCAAUCGCAGAAUGAACUGGGUGGUCGGGAGGCAUCCCAUGUGUUAAAAACCGAGACUCGGAGCACAUCGUCUCAGCAUGCCGAGACACGCCCUUCUCAUGGUCCGGACGGAGACCCAUUGGACUCUACCACUAGAUCAGUCUCCAACGACGAUGCGAACUCGGCUCUGAUUCGGAAUGUUCAAAUCAUCACCCAUCCCUCGCUAUCCCUCCACCAUAAUUUGUGUUUGGAUAUUCCUCCAUCAUCAACUGUUUCUCAGCAGACAAUCACAAUCAACCUACCCGCGACGCAUAAUUUGGUCACCGUUCGACCUACUAUCUCUGCCGGAACCUCGCAGCGGCAUGUCAAGCUCGUCGCUUUGAUGGGUAUGCAACAACUCCAUCCGACCAGCGAUCCUUCCACGCUGGCUUUUGAUAUUCAACUCCAUCCGGGGACUACUAAACUCGAUCUCGAGGCUAUUGCCGGGCCGCCAAGAGGGGUUCCAAAAACUGGAUUCCCUGGCUCUGAUAUCGACUAUGAGCGAACUACAGUCUUUUUUAAUUUGCUACGGUAA